CGGAAACUUUAGAAUACCAUCCCAGGAUUUUGGGGAUAAAAUACCCAGAUAUUGAAUUAAAUGUGUACAAACAAAUUUGUGAAGUGAUAGUGGAUAUAAAAAAGAAAAACAUAUAUGUAAAAUACACUUUAAAUCGAAAAAAUAUGUACUUUAUGUAGUUCAAAUUUUCAAUUUCAAACGCAAAUAUCUCGAAUACUAUAAGUUUCCCGCGACUAUAUCUAUAUAUACUCUUGGUGUGGAGGACCUCCUCCUAUCCGCCCUUACCUAUUUUAUCCUUGAAUGCCUGGGACGGUUUCUAAGGGCGACCCUCAAUUUGAGACCGAGCGUAAUUGCUGCCAUGAAAAGAAUUUCGAAAUGAAAAGGAAUGCCAAAUUGUGUGGUGACCAACUGUUAGGAGCACCACGUGCAUUCGAGCACGAGCGCCACAACUCCCAUGUCAGCUGGUUCUACGUUGCCGAAAUUGACCCGGAUACUUUCGGCUAAGGGCUGUUAUUUCGGCUUUCUAACUCUGUUUGGAUCGGGAAGUCUUUGGUUUAGCACGAGCGGCACGGUUCCUUCGUCUUCGGUUUGGGCGACAUAAAGAGUUCUCACGUGAACAUAGUCUUAGGAUUGACAGUAGCGGUCUCUAGAAAAUAUUCUGGCAACACUAGUUUUAGCUGGAUAUAAAUUAAUAUAGCUGAUUAUUUGGCAAUAUUAGAUUUUGUUUGAUUUGUUAUAAUUUAAAAAAAAAAAAUUGGAGUUUACUUUUUUGUUAAAUCUCUAGCAGUUGUAUUGUUAACUUAAAAUAUGUCGGGCAUGGCUAACUUAUCAAUCGAAGAAAAAGAAGAACUUAUUGGGCAGGUCAAGCAGCAAAUUGCAGUGGCUAAUGCUCAAGAAUUGCUGACGAAAAUGACAGAAAAAUGCUUCAAAAAAUGUGUUGCUAAACCAGGUGUACAAUUGGAUUCCUCUGAACAGAAAUGUAUUUCAAUGUGCAUGGAUAGGUAUAUGGAUUCCUGGAAUUUGGUGUCACGCACCUACAGCAAUCGUUUGCAACGUGAACAGAAUAAGAUUUAGAAGUGUGCAAAUAGUAGUGUGUUCCACGAUCUGCAAUUUUACGUGUCAUGAAUCAUGAUUUUGUUUUAUAAACAAUAUUUUAGGCAAAAGCUAUUACUUUAUCCUAAACUAAAAAAUCAAUUUUUUGUUAUAUGAAUAAACUUUACAAAUACAUUAAAUACAACAACAAUUAAAA
Messenger RNA from Bactrocera oleae (olive fruit fly), 1228 nucleotides. Its product is annotated as mitochondrial import inner membrane translocase subunit Tim13. The record is from RefSeq and is a predicted model, not a curated record. NCBI's taxonomy places the organism in Eukaryota, Metazoa, Arthropoda, Insecta, Diptera, Tephritidae.